AUGGCAAGAAUAGUGAUGAGGAACGUUUUAUAUGUCAUAAUGGUGGCUUCCAUCAUGAUGAUCUCAGUUCUUUGUACGGGUGAUGAUAUACAACAGCAAGAAGAUGCUAUGAUAUGUAGCGUUGUAGCAGACAACUUUCAACCUUGUUUAAAUUACCUAAAAGCAUCAGGCGGAGAGAUACCACCAACAUUAUGUUGUAACGGACUUAAGAAAACUAGUUUGCUUAGUAAACGGAAAGUUGUAUGCAAGUGUCUAAAUGACUUUAUCGGAUCUCUUAAAAACAUCAACCAGGACAAUGCGGCCGGCCUUCCCCGCAAAUGUGGCGUUAACAUGCCUUACCGUCUCCCCAACACCGAUUGCACCAAGUAA
Messenger RNA from Erigeron canadensis, 369 nucleotides. RefSeq names its product non-specific lipid-transfer protein 1-like. Gene Ontology annotation, molecular function: lipid binding. The transcript has a single exon. Lineage: Eukaryota; Viridiplantae; Streptophyta; Magnoliopsida; Asterales; Asteraceae. Gene Ontology annotation, cellular component: membrane. Bases 1 to 369 code for a protein of 122 amino acids. Gene Ontology annotation, biological process: lipid transport. The record is from RefSeq and is a predicted model, not a curated record.